Danio rerio (zebrafish) is the source of this 1781-nucleotide messenger RNA. It is a transcript of the gene entr1, whose product is annotated as endosome associated trafficking regulator 1. The record is from RefSeq and is marked validated. Gene Ontology annotation, cellular component: recycling endosome; early endosome; centrosome. Lineage: Eukaryota; Metazoa; Chordata; Actinopteri; Cypriniformes; Danionidae.
UGUUUGCUGUAACUGUUCUUCUUUGCCGAGCCGAAGAAGUGACAUGAUGACAGCCGUAAGCGAUGUUGCUGUUUCUAAAAUACAAUAAUGAUUUGUUUUUUAUGGCAAAAUUAUUCGGCAUUUAUUGCGAAUAACAAAAGCGUUUUUUUGGAAUACAUUUAUUUUUCGUAGUUCUUCGUCGCUUGCAUCUUUUACACACCGUGUAAUGUUUAUCUUUUAUUUGCGUUAGGACUCAAAGUCUUUGGGAUUAGCAAGUUUACGUUUCUGGUCAAGUUGUCUAAGCUAACAUGUCCAGACACAAGUCGAAAAAGCUCAUCAUUGAAGAUGAUGAGCCAAAGCAAGAUGAGCUGAAUCCAUUUUCGUUCAAGGAGUUUAUCCGAAACAAAAACCAGCCGUCAUGUUCCACAGAAGCCACAGAGGUGUACAAUGGUGCAUGCCUAGUCGAGCAGGACUAUAACACCUCUAUAGACUUUGCUACCAAGGGUCCUUUUUUCACUGAUCCCUCUGCACUCUGUCAGCCUCCUGAAAGUGAACCCGACGAGACAUGGAUUGAAAGCCACCAACGGUCAGCCAUUGAAGGUUCUCCUGACUUUGAACUAUGUGGGGCAUCAGACAUCAGUGCUUACUCUGAGCAGUCAUCUCUGUGCAGUGAUGAGAGAGAAGCGGCUGAAUGGGAACUGGGUCAGUCUGACUUCCUGCCAAAAAAGCACUUAUCCAGAAUCAGCACUGGAAGCUAUGAGGGGGAUGAAGAGACUUCAGUGAUUGAUAUUUCCUUCCAUCAUAAGAGAGGCAAUGCUGAAAAUGGCACAAAGAAUCUCCAGCAGCUCAGAGAAGAAAAUUCCCUUCUCAGAAAGCAAGUCAAAGAGCUAGUUAGAAUGUCGGAAACUGACUCUAGAAGGAUUAAACAACUCACAGAUGAGAUGCACAAUAAGAAGUUACAGGAAGAGAAAGAGGCAAAUGAUUUGGAAGCAAUGGUGCAGUCGGUAGAACAAAAUCUUCAGCUAAUGACGAAGCGGGCAGUAAAGGCUGAAAAUAAUAUUUCAAAAUUGAAACAAGAGAUGCUAAAACUCCAGGGCCAGCUUGAAGACUAUAAAAGUGAAAACGAAAGGCUGAGACUUGGAGAAACGGCAGCCUUAGCCACAAUGAGACACAAUGCGCAAGUGGCCUCUGAAUACCUCAACAAAGCAGCUCAAGAUGCAGAGAUCUCCAUCAAGCAGUUGCUGACUGGAAGAGAGACUUUCUGUUUAGUGUCUCAGUUAUUGUCAUCCAUUGACAAGAUCACUGAGAUUCAUGACUGAUGUGAAAAGUUUCCCCAACAUGCAAACAUCAUGUUUUUUUACACUAUAGAAUCACUGUACUGUGGUAUUCCACUAUUUGUUUCAUUCAUCUUCAUUGAUAUCAUGUUUAGAUAUUAUGAUUUUAUGACCAAAUUAAGCUCUAUAUUAUGAGCUUAAUCACACAGAUACUUCAGUAUGUCAAAUAGUGCCUUGAAUUCUGUCAUGAAAAUCAAAAGAUUUAUGAUAAAUGAUUUUUCAAAAACUUUUUGCACUUUUGUCUAAACAGUGAGUGAAGUUAAUCCUUUCUUUAGAUCUUUCUUUACACAUUAUUUGGAAGAUUUUGUUGAGUUUGAUGUAUGUAACACAUUUUUUAUAUUUUAUUUCUGCGUUGUUAAGUAAAAUCUUUGUUUAUUUUAAACAAAUUUAACUAAUCAACACUUGAUAAAGUGCCUUAUAUUGAUGAUGCCCUUCUCUUUAUUGACCCAAUAAAGAUGUUUGUUUUAA